CGUUUCCAUGGCAGGUGCAUAGUAAAGCCUUUCUUUUUCUAACGACUUAAUGAUUUAAUCUUCUUAUUUUCUCAGCAGACAACGCUUUGGACUUCCCUGGAUACAUUGGGACGUUACCAGUCACAUUAAUUAAUACGAGUUUCACAACUUGGGAACCAGCGAACGUGCUUCUCCAGACUUAGCUUCUGCACGGCCGUUUCUGCUUUCCUUUAUGAAGUGCGUUUCUCUAAGAGCCUGGCAGUCUCAUGGGGCUCGUCUGUUGCUGGAAGUGAGCAGCGGGUUCCAUUGCCCCCCGCCUCGGUGGGGCUCAUUGUGCAGCUUGCUGGCAAGUGGCUGGGCUCGGAGGGGCGGUGACGGUGACACACGCCAGGGGAAAGUGAGUGACCUGCAGGAAGAAGGCAAGAAUGCCAUCAACUCACCGAUGUCCCCCGCCCUGGUGGAUGUUCACCCUGAAGACACCCAGCUUGAGGAGAACGAGGAGCGCACGAUGAUUGACCCCACUUCCAAGGAAGACCCCAAGUUCAAGGAACUGGUCAAGGUCCUCCUCGACUGGAUUAAUGACGUGCUGGUGGAGGAGAGGAUCAUUGUGAAGCAGCUGGAGGAAGACCUGUAUGACGGCCAGGUGCUGCAGAAGCUCUUGGAAAAACUGGCAGGGUGCAAGCUGAAUGUGGCUGAGGUGACACAGUCCGAAAUAGGGCAGAAACAGAAGCUGCAGACGGUGCUGGAAGCAGUACAUGACCUGCUGCGGCCCCGAGGCUGGGCGCUCCGGUGGAGCGUGGACUCAAUUCACGGGAAGAACCUGGUGGCCAUCCUCCACCUGCUGGUCUCUCUGGCCAUGCACUUCAGGGCCCCCAUCCGCCUUCCUGAGCAUGUAACGGUGCAGGUGGUGGUCGUGCGGAAACGGGAAGGCCUGCUGCAUUCCAGCCACAUCUCGGAGGAGCUGACCACAACUACAGAGAUGAUGAUGGGCCGGUUCGAGCGGGAUGCCUUCGACACGCUGUUCGACCACGCCCCGGAUAAGCUCAGCGUGGUGAAGAAGUCUCUCAUCACUUUUGUGAACAAGCACCUGAACAAGCUGAAUUUGGAGGUGACGGAACUGGAGACCCAGUUUGCAGAUGGCGUGUACCUGGUUCUGCUCAUGGGCCUUCUGGAAGACUACUUUGUUCCUCUCCACCACUUCUACCUGACUCCGGAAAGCUUCGAUCAGAAGGUCCACAAUGUGUCCUUCGCCUUUGAGCUGAUGCUGGACGGAGGCCUCAAGAAACCCAAGGCUCGUCCUGAAGACGUGGUUAACUUGGACCUCAAAUCCACCCUGAGGGUUCUUUACAACCUGUUCACCAAGUACAAGAACGUGGAGUGACGGGGGAGCUGUGGAUGGUGGCAGGAGUGUCCCAGCAAGAAAGGCGGCAUCCGUCUGUGCCCUGUGCCUUUCCAGGGAGCCAGGCGCCAUGGGCUUCUGGUCCAAGCUGUGUUGACUGUCAUCCCCACCCCACCCCUACCUCACGCCUGCCCCACCCCCUGCCUCUUUUGGUUGUUGUUCUUAAUCUCCUCUCCAUGUAGUUCCCAGUGGGCAAGAGCCUUUGAAAAUGCAGGAUUCUAAACACUCGUGCUUGCGUUUGAAGCCUCGCGUCACUCAGUCGCGUGGGAUGAUGAGUCCGUUGUUGUCUGCCUUGGCCGAAAGAUGAAAAAAAGCCUGAACCCCAACCCCCAGCUGGUUGAGAGCACCCUGCAUUCUGCCUCAUGGUGCAGUUAGCGAUCACAGGCCUUCAGAAGUACAACAUCAGCUCAGCAGGAACGCCGGCUCCCCGAGGACCCAGGCUUGACGAUUCACCGGGGAUCUCCUGGGCUGGGCUCUCCUUGGAAGUGAGGCCUUUUAUUAAAAAUAAAAGGGUUUUGCAGUUUGAAAAACUUUAAAGUCCCAGAAGCUUAGAUGUGACAUGGGUGUCCUCCACCCACAUUCCUAUCACUUCUUGGUCACUCGUUUUAAUGUAGGUUUUGCACAAACAUCCAAGACUCAGGAUGGCCCAGCUCCCACAGUCCUUGAAAGGAGCUGUCUGCUGGGGACGUUUCUUAAUUUCUUGCUGUGGUUGAGGGGCUGGGUCUGGAGAUGGCUCUAAUUGUGCUGCUUGAGACAGCUUGGGUCACAGCUUUCCCCUUCAGAGGCCCUUUUUGGGAAUGAAUGCAUCUUUGGAAACUUUAAAAUGAGGGGGGUGCAUUGGUUCACUGGCACUGUGUAGUAAAGUGCCACAGGGGAGUGGCUCAGACAUCAGAGAAUUACAUCCUCAGGCCUUUCGCCUUGGCUUGUAGAUGCCGGCUUCUCCCCGUGUCUUCACAUGGUCUCCCCUCUGUGUGUCUGUGUCCUCACCGCCUCUUUUAUUUUAUUUUUUAUUUUUGUUUUUAUUUUUUGAGACAGAGUCUCGCUCUGUCACCAGGCUGGAGUGCAGUGGUGUGAUCUCAGCUCACUGCAACCUCUGCCUCCCAGGUUCAAGCGAUUCUCCUGCCUCAGCCUCCCAAGUAGCUGGCAUUACAGGCAGGUGCCACCACACCUGGCUAAUUUUUGUAUUUUUAGUAGAGACGGGGUUUCACCAUGUUGGCCAGGAUGGUCUUGAUCUCCUGACCUCAUGAUCUGCCUGCCUCAGCCUCCCAAAGUGUUGGGAUUACAGGCGUGAGCCACUGUGCCCAGCCUAUUUUUUUUUUUUUUUUUGAGACAAGUUCUCACUGUGUCACCCAGGAGUAAAGUGGUGCCAUCUCAGCUCACUGCAGCCUUGAUCUCCCAGGCUCAAUUGAUCCUCCCACCUCAGCCUCCCAAGUAGCGGGGACCACAAGUGCACACCACUAGGCCCAUCUAAUUUUUGUAUUUUUUGUAGAGAUGGGGUUUCACCAUGUUGCCCAGGCUGUUCUCAAACCCCUGGGCUUGAGCGACCCACCCACCUCAGCCUCCCAAAGUGCUGGGAUUAUAGGCAUGAGCGGACAUGCCCAGCCUGCACCCCUCUUUUUAGAAGGGCUGCGGUCCUAUUGGAUUAGGGCCCACUUAUAUGACCUCAUUUAAUCUUGAUUACCUCCAUAAAGACCCUGUCUCCAAAUACCAUCACAUCAGAGGUGCUGGGGUUAGGACUUCAGCAUGUGGAUUUGUGGGGGGCAUAAUUUGCCUUGUACCGGGAGGAUAUGAAGUGUUCAUGUUACUCUCCCUGUAGCCCUGAGAGCAUCUCCCUUAGAGUAUCCUAUAAAAGGAGUCGCUGCUCACUCAGUUAUGGGUUGUUCACCCCCUCGCUCACCCCAGCUCUGCAGAGAACUGGGGAUCCCAUCGGCCAUGCUUUCUGGGCUGGCCUCUGGUCGCAGUCAGUCCCUCGCUGUGGCGCCCCCCCCUCCCCCAGCUCCUUCCCAGGGUGAUGACCCGCUGACCCCCUGGGGUGCACCUGCUGCAAAGCAGCCCCCUUCCUUGGCAUCUCUCAGCAUUCUCCGUAGUGAGCCUGGCCUUUCUGAUCUUGUUAGCUUUUUGUCUUCCUGCCGCAGAUCAGAGCUUUGGAGUAAGUUUUGAUAUGAAAUCGAAUGCCAACACCGAAGUUUUAGAAAACAGUUUAAUAUUCCCUCUCAGUUCCGGCUGUUGCUAGGCUGGGGAUGGGUUCAGAAUAGCCAUUUUGAUGGAGGUGAUUUCCCAGCAGGGGAAAGAAAUAAUUAAAACAGCAUUACGGUGUCUCUUGCGGGAUGCAGUGACAUUCAAAAGCCACACUGACAAAAAGCCUGGGGCUGGAACGUUCUGUGCUGCCUGCAUGGCAUGUACAGGACCGCGGCCCCCUGGAGCUGGUGGAGUGGCCCAGCCUUGCCCUGCUCACAGGUGGACCUGGAGAGGGCACUGUGCCUUCCCAGGGAUUGGGAUUUGAAAAGAACAGAGCUUGGCCAGGUGCGGUGGCUCACGCCUGUAAUCCCAGCACUUUGGGAGGCUGAGGCAGGUGGAUCACUUGGGGUCAGAAGUUCGAGACCAGCCUGGCCAACAUGGUGAAACCCCAUGUCUACUAAAAAUACAAAAAUUAGCCAUGCAUGGUAUGUAUGCCUGUAAUCCCAGCUAUUCGGGAGGCUGAGGCAGGAGAAUUGCAUGAACCCAGGAGGUGGAAGUUGCAGUGAGCUGAGAUCAUGCCACUGCACUCCAGCCUGAGCAACAGAGUGAGACUCUGUCUCAAAAAAAAAAAAGAAAGAAAAAAGAAAAAGAAAAGAACAGAGCUGUGAUUUUCAGCCAAAAUGAGCAGCCCUGGCCCAUUCUGUGUCAUCAGAGGGGAGAGGACGGUUACUGUGGGAGGGGGCUUCAGCUUCUCAGGGAGGUCCUGGCGGCCCCCAUCUAGUAAACCAGUAAACCCAUGCCUAUCCUCAUGCCCACGUCACACUCUUGUGGGUUUCAAGUCGAACAGUAAAAGGAAUCAUAAGAUCUGUGGGGAAGCUACAUGGGCACUUGUGUUUCACAACAGGGACCCUUAAAGGCGAUGUUUCCAGCAAAGGAUGUGAUUUUUUUUUUUUUUUUUUUUGAGAUAAGUUCUCACUGCGUUGCCCAGGCUGGAGUGCAGUGGUCAUUCACAGACACACACAUAGCAGACUACAGACUACAGCCUUGAACUCCUGGGCUCAAGUGAUCCACCCACUUCUGUAUCCUGAGUCCCUGGAACGGCAGGUGCACACCACCGCACCCGGCUUGGAUGUGAUCUUUUGUCCACAUUCUUUUCCAAUUGGUUCAAAGGUGUAGGUGUGCCUUUUGCAUACCUGGGAAGGGCCCCAUUAGGCUCGACUCCUCAUUUUUCUCCAUUCACCAUCAGUUUGAGUCUGAAUUCAUAGCAUGGCCUGGACAGAUGCAGCAAGGGGCCAGUUCCAAGGCAGAAUUCAGGGUGAACUCGAUUCCUAUAGGCUUGGGAUGAAUGGCUGCUGGGACAUGAGGCUUGGGUGUGAGAUGCCCCGUCUGCUGCUGCUCUUGGUUCUUAGUUCAGAGAAAUUCUGGGACCCUUCCUCCUCCCGGCACCACGUUUUCAGUGAAUGGUUCUUUGAAGAGGAACCCUGGUCCAUAGGAACUGAGUGAAAGCAAGGCCAAGUAUGUCCACCCAUGGGGACAAACGUCCCAGCACAAAGGGGUCUCAGGCCUGCAAGGCCCAAGUGGACGCUCGGACAAGGGCAGGAAGGUAUUUGCUGAUUCUCCUUCUCCAUGUGACGUGUCUCUCAACCCACACCAGCUAGGGGAGCCUCCCGCAGCUUCAGUUCCCCUUUGACGCCCACACAGUGUUAUGCAAGCACCGAGCCCAGAGUCCCGCUGGGCCGUGGUGUCCUAAUUGUCUUGGUGACAAAGAGCAAUUUUAUUUUAAAGCAACUGAAUCCUUUCCCCCUGUUUUGUGUGCCAGUAUUUUACUGUCUUCUUAAUUGUUUUAAGCAAUGUUUACUUUGGAUUUCUGGAUGUUAUAUAAAAGCCACGAAAACCCUGGCCAUGCUGUUUGUCAGGCCCACCUGGCUGAGUGCAGGAAGCAAGCGCUUUUCAGGAGCUCACUGCAACACCGGGCAAACACUUCUUCCGCCAGGGAUGCGGUUAGGACAAUGCCACGUGGCGUCACAGUAUGCUGUUAUUUAUUCCAAUAAAGACCUCGUGAGCA
Molecule: messenger RNA, 5621 nt
Organism: Homo sapiens (human)
Lineage: Eukaryota; Metazoa; Chordata; Mammalia; Primates; Hominidae
Gene: PARVB
Product: parvin beta
Exons: 13
Coding region: 212-1360 (382 amino acids)
Biological process (GO): plasma membrane bounded cell projection assembly; cell adhesion; actin cytoskeleton organization
Cellular component (GO): focal adhesion; sarcomere; lamellipodium
Molecular function (GO): actin binding
Source: RefSeq, a predicted model, not a curated record